Lycium barbarum (goji berry) is the source of this 450-nucleotide messenger RNA. RefSeq lists its product as uncharacterized. The transcript has a single exon. The record is from RefSeq and is a predicted model, not a curated record. Lineage: Eukaryota; Viridiplantae; Streptophyta; Magnoliopsida; Solanales; Solanaceae. The coding region runs from base 1 to 450 and encodes 149 amino acids.
AUGACGCUUCUCAACUCUGAAUUUGUUAUGAAGGAAUUGGGACCACUCAGUUAUUUCUUGGGAAUAGCUGUUACUCGUCAUGCAGGUGGUUUAUUUUUAUCUCAAAAGAAGUAUGCCGAAGAGAUCAUAGAACGAGCUAGCAUGUCGUCUUUUAGGCCAAGUGCCACUCCAGUUGACACCAAACCGAAGUUAAGUGCCACUUCUACCUUACCAUUUAAGGAUCCUUCACUUUAUCGCAGCCUGGCAGGUGCACUGCAAUAUCUCACUUUCACGAGAUCGGACAUUUUGUAUGUUGUGCAACAGAUUUUUCUAUUUAUGCAUAACCCGAUGGAGGUCCACAUGAAUGCUCCCAAAUGCAUUGUACGCUAUAUUAAGGGCACCCUUGAUCAUGGCUUGCGUCUUUAUCCAUCUAAACCCACCACUCUCAUUUCGUAUACGGAUGCAGAUUAG